Megalops cyprinoides (Indo-Pacific tarpon) is the source of this 345-nucleotide messenger RNA. Its product is annotated as protachykinin. The record is from RefSeq and is a predicted model, not a curated record. Bases 1 to 345 code for a protein of 114 amino acids. Gene Ontology annotation, biological process: tachykinin receptor signaling pathway. The transcript is spliced from 5 exons. Lineage: Eukaryota; Metazoa; Chordata; Actinopteri; Elopiformes; Megalopidae.
AUGAAAUUACUGCUAUCUGUCAUCAUACUUUGUGUCUCUUUAGCUGAAAUCUUAUGCGAAGAAGUGGGUCCCAGUGAGGAUCUAAAUCACUGGACAAACAGUAUUCAGACACAGGACCAGUGGUUGGUGUCUGAUCCGUUAUCCGAUGUCCUGAGGAGAAUCACUAGGAAACCUCGCCCUCGUCAGUUUUUCGGUCUAAUGGGAAAGCGUUCGUCUGCAAGUGCACAGAUAACUCGCAAAAGGCAAAAACUCAACUCUUUUGUGGGACUGAUGGGGAAAAGAAGUCAGGAGGUACCAGAUAUGUAUGAAUGGAGCACAAUACAGAACUAUGAUCAACAGCAUUAA